This is a messenger RNA of Lentinula edodes (shiitake mushroom), 411 nucleotides long. RefSeq lists its product as uncharacterized. Gene Ontology annotation, cellular component: nuclear speck. The transcript is spliced from 3 exons. The annotation marks the transcript as partial. Gene Ontology annotation, molecular function: ubiquitin protein ligase activity. The record is from RefSeq and is a predicted model, not a curated record. Lineage: Eukaryota; Fungi; Basidiomycota; Agaricomycetes; Agaricales; Omphalotaceae. Gene Ontology annotation, biological process: protein polyubiquitination; proteasome-mediated ubiquitin-dependent protein catabolic process.
CUUGCGAAAAUGCUCACAUUAAUCGAAGAAACUGUCACCGUCGAAGAUCCCGCGCUUGAUUUCACGCUUCCUGGAUACGACAUCGAGCUGAAGGUGCCCCUCUGGAAAGGAAUCCUUGUAACGAUAACCGGUGUCUCAUCAUACGUCCAGUUUGUCCUCAAGGCUAUCCUCGGCUCUGGGAGCACUUUGCAAGCCAAGCCGUUCAGAGAAGGAUUUAGCAAAGUGUUCCCGAAUGGCGAUCGACAGGCUUUCGCUGUGGAGGAGUUGAUGAAGUUAUUUGGGAAUGGGGAUGAAGAUUGCACUGUGGAGACAAUCAGCACAACGCUCGAAGCAGACCAUGGGUUCAACCCCGAAAGCCGUGCUAUCUGGAACCUGUUGGAGAUCAUGGCAGAGUACGACGCAAGUACGAGG